AUUUCCAAGUUUAAUCAUUUAGUUCUCUGGAAGAAACCGACUUCAUUCAGAAGUCAUCAGCUUACGUAGAAUGGUGUGGAAUAAAUUAUUCUAUAUCUGAAGAACAUAAUGUCCUGGUGGAAUAAAAUUAAAAAUUCUGAUUCUAAAUUAGAAUCCGGUAAACAUGUACGAAAAAUAAUAGAAAAUAUUCAUGGUUGUGCUAAUCCAGGUGAGUUUCUCGCGAUCAUUGGACCUUCUGGUUGCGGUAAAACCACUUUGUUAAAUCUUCUUGGCGAUCACGUUGGAAGUAAAGGAGUUUAAGGAACUAUAACUCUAAAUGGUCAUAAAAUAACGAAAAAUUCAAAGAGGUUUGCUCG
This is a messenger RNA of Rhizophagus irregularis DAOM 181602=DAOM 197198, 356 nucleotides long. NCBI's taxonomy places the organism in Eukaryota, Fungi, Glomeromycota, Glomeromycetes, Glomerales, Glomeraceae. The record is from RefSeq and is a predicted model, not a curated record.